UGCUCACUCUUCGCACACUGUCCUUCCCUCUGUUAGGCUCUCCCUUGUGUUUUGAAGGGGGAGAUUGUAGUGUAUGUGUAGUUGCAUGACAUCAUUAUUGUGUGUACACCAGUCCGCAUGCGCGGUCUCUGAAUCUGCAUAACUUCUAGUGGAGCGGUGUUCUUUUCCCGCGCCUUGCUUGCUUUCGGACUGUUCUUCCAGAUGUACUUGUAAUGGUAGUUUUCUCCGACCCUGUGAUUGUGCUUUGCUGAACCCGAUAUAACAAUAGUCAUGACCAUAGGUGCACCGAACACCUAGCAGUAGUAUAUUGUGUAAGAGUGUAAGCGAUCGUCAACGAAUCUUCCGUUCCCCCAGCUGGUUCUGACAUAGUAGUAGCGUGCACUGCUACUGGCUCCAAUUCCAAGAAAGCGAAUAUCGUCAGGGCGAUCUCUUGUUGUUGCUGGCGUCGCGUAAUACGUUCCUGCACUGUAACUUGGGGGCAAUGGCGAUGAGCCAAAGCAACAUCUGGGAGUAUUCUGACGUGCGCGCAGUGUUACGGGAAAUCAUCAAGAAAGUGGAUCCUGUCAUGCUGAGGAUACAAUGCUCUGGAGAAAGUGCUAUCACUUUAGACUGCAAGGAAAGACUGAGAGGCAUUGAUAAUAAAAUAGAACACAAUGAAACUCUCUUUUCCUACUUAGAACAGACUGGACCGCAGACUUUUUCUACGCUACUGGAGAUUUUAAGAAAAUAUCUUCCACUUGGACAAGAGAUGUUAUACAAAGAGCUGGUGGCAGCUAAAUUAUCCUACCAUAAAAGUGUCAAGGGUUCUCAGUCCACUUCAAAUGUACCACAAAACUACUUGCCGGAGAGAACUAGUGGAGAACCUAACCAUUCCAUACAUGCUACAGGCGAAGAGAUACCACCACAAUCGGCAGCUAACCGACCAAUUGCAACAGCUGCACCACCACCAACAUCACCACCACCACCAACAUCACCACCACCACCAAUACCACAGACAGCAGCAGGAAGAGAAUCAAGAACAAUCUGGUGUCGUAUUCUGGUACACAAUGAUAUAUUCUUAAUCAAACAUAUCUCUUCAAUCGCCCCCAUACUUCAGGACAUGAGGCGAGCAGGUGCCUCCCUGACACGUUUCUUUGAUUCAACAGAAUAUUCAUCGCUACGUGCUGAGAUACAGGUUGAGCUGUUGCUGAAUGAGAUCCUGCGCCAAGGUGAAAAUGUCUACAAUCAUUUUGAUAGGGCUCUGGAAAAAUGCUAUACGGAUGUAUAUGCAUCACUGUGCAGCAGAGUAACACAGCAAGAGAGACAAUUCAGAGAAGACUUGCGACAGCCAAAGGGAUUUACAGAUCGCAUGGGCCAUACAACUUUCUUUCCAGCUGGACCCAGUGGCAUAGAGUCAAUUACCACUGGACCUUUUCAUAGCCGGAGUGGACUUGUGUAUGUUCCUGGUGCGUAUGUUCCUGGUGCGUAUGUUCCUGCACAACGGUUUGAUCCCAUGCUCGUUGGAAAUCGUCAACAUCCAUCAUCAAGAGGCCAGUACGGCUACAAUCCUCAUGACCCAGGAGCCAGUGUUGAUGAAAGGUGGAAUGCGCAAGAACGGGAGAGGAUAUUUCAGGAAGAGAGACUUGCUCGGCAAGAUCAACUGCAGCACACGCGCGGACUUGCUGGAGUGUGGCCGCAGACACAGCAUUCCGUGCCUGCUGAACCUGGGGGUCUGCGUGACCAGGAUGACGAUCGUCACGAUGACGCACACACUGCUGCUGCAUUUACCUACGAAAACCGCGAAGUUCCUUCUACACAGGGACAAAGACAAAGUGACACAAGCACUUCCAAGUCGAACGAUGCAUUACAAACUUGCGGCCAGUCUGGUUACAGGAGUCCUAUUCAUCUGGAUGAAAAAGAUAAUGUUGACAACAAUGCAGCAGCUGGUGGUACUUCUCCUCUAGCCAAGAGACACGAGCAUUUGGAGCAAGCCGAUGAUAAGAAAACGGACUGCAGGGAGCCAGUGUCCUGGAAUCCCGUGUCUAAAGUUACUGAAAAGGCCCAAGUGUCAUAUUCUGAAACGGCUUCAUCUGGUACAGCACCACCAGUUGCAAGCAAGGUAGAUGUCAGCCCCGGUACAGCUAGUGAAGGCACAGAUACUCCAGAAGCAGCAGAAGAGUACAAGGGGAUUAUAUUGCUUACUUGUGAUGUGACACAACACUCUGACAACCAAUUCACUCAAUUUCGGUACCAACUCAACACUUCUGACUUUCCAAUGAAUUUCGAUCUGGAUAUUCUUCCCAAAGAAGACUUCACUACUGAUCCAUCUGAUACGUUCAUUAGUUCAUUGCAGAAAGAAUCUCAGCAGACGGAUGCACUGAUUCUUACGAGUACCGGCCGUGAGGAGGCUGACAACAUGAAGGCUGCCCUGGUUGCGGCAAUGGUUUCGUCCAAACUGUCACCCAAUCAACACGUCCAGGUGUUUAAGCUGCCGCAGCAAUGGGACACCGGCUUACUGGAGGAAGACUCUUCACACUGGGAAACUGUACUGAAGGACAUCAGUGGAACUGUAGUUGUGAACAUUGACUUGCUCAGAAAUAAAGACAUCAACAUCCUGCAACUGAAAGCUGGCCUGCAUUAUUGUGGAUUCACCAUUUCAUACUUUAAGCUGAAAGGGGACACAGCCCCAACUUCAGCAAAGAGGAGUGGAAGACGACGGCGUCUCGGAGGUUUGUCACCUUUCUGUUUCUUCUCACCUGUACUUUAGUGUUGAACCAAAUGACUGUCAUUCUAAACAGUUAAAAACUGUGUGAAUGAGCAGGAUUCGGGUGAGACCCAGUCGGACUCAGUUUUCCGCAUCCGUGGGAACUCCACCACCAUGUGAAAUACCAUAUCAUCAAACAAUGAACUGAAACUUGUGAAGCUGGAUGUGUGGUCCAACUGUACAAUACAGGAAAACUUGGAUGCUGUUAAACCGGAAAUUUUCGGCGGUGUAAUAUUUUCGAUAUUUCCCAAAAUAAACAGUUCGGUAGCACGAAAAUU
This is a messenger RNA of Sycon ciliatum, 3021 nucleotides long. RefSeq lists its product as uncharacterized. The transcript is spliced from 12 exons. NCBI's taxonomy places the organism in Eukaryota, Metazoa, Porifera, Calcarea, Leucosolenida, Sycettidae. Bases 482 to 2746 code for a protein of 754 amino acids. The record is from RefSeq and is a predicted model, not a curated record.